Molecule: messenger RNA, 3363 nt
Organism: Nilaparvata lugens (brown planthopper)
Lineage: Eukaryota; Metazoa; Arthropoda; Insecta; Hemiptera; Delphacidae
Gene: mAChR-C
Product: histamine H2 receptor
Exons: 6
Coding region: 1699-3285 (528 amino acids)
Biological process (GO): adenylate cyclase-activating G protein-coupled receptor signaling pathway; G protein-coupled adenosine receptor signaling pathway
Cellular component (GO): membrane
Molecular function (GO): G protein-coupled receptor activity
Source: RefSeq, a predicted model, not a curated record
GGGACAGUAGUCAGUCAGUCAGUCAGUAGUUGAACAGUAUCAGUAGCACAGUGCCUGUAUUAGAGCAAGGUGAAGGCCACCUUUACACGGGCAGGUGUUUUUUACUGAUCGAUUGUGUGAACCGGGCUCAAUAGUUUCAAAAUUAAUGCAAUUAUUGUGAAAUUACGGUUCAAAUUGUGGAAUACAACAGUGGUAAAUCAGAAUUCAAUAUUAUUGCUAUUAUUGUGAAAAUUACUGUUAAAAUUGAAUAUCAUUUGAGUGAUUAAAUAUAUUUGAAACAAAGUUAAAAUAUUAAUUCAAAUUAUAGUGAAAUUACGGUUCAAAUUGUGGGAUAGAACAGUCGUGAAUCACAAGUUCAAUAUUAAUGCAAUUAUUGUGAGAAAUACUAUUGAAAUUCAAUAUCAUUGUGAGUGAUUAAAUAUAUUUGAAACGAAAUUGGAAUAUUUUGAAUAUUAAUUCAAAUUAUUGUGGAAUUACGGUUCAAAUUGUGGGAUAGAACAGUCGUGAAUCACAAGUUCAAUAUUAAUGCAUUUAUUGUGAGAAAUACUAUUGAAAUUCAAUAUCAUUGUGAGUGAUUAAAUGUAUUUGAAACUAACCUCAAAUAUUUUAAACAUUAUUAUAAAUUAAUAUGAAAUUUCAAAUAUCAAAUAUGAAAGUAUAAGUGCAUAUUAAUAUUUAAUAUGAAAGUACAAAUAUUUUAAACAUUAUUACGAAUUAAUAUGAAAUUACGGCUCAAACAGACAGAUCCGGCGUGAAUCAGAAUUUCAAAAUUAUUGCGUCAAUGUGAAAAUUAUGUUGGAAUUAAAUAUUGUGAGAUUAUGAGUGAUUUCAUAUCUGAGACUGGAUCUACAUAUUUUCAAUAUUAAUGAAUUAUUCUGAAAUCAUAGUUCGUAUAUUGUGGAAAAGAUAUAUUAUGGAUAUUUCUGUUAAAAUACAACAUUGUUAAGAAUGAUUCUAAACAGAGUGGGUAGAAAUAUUUUCCAUGUUAAUAGACUUAUUGUGGAAUUGCAGUUUAAUUUGUUAUAGAGAUAAUCCAGAUUUAUCAAGGAUUAACUUCUACAGAUAGAAAUUACUGAGAUUUUGCAAUUAUCCAAAUGCUAAUGAAUUAUUAAUUAUUUUUCAACAUUAUUGUGGAGAGUUAGUUCAAAUUCAAAUUUUAUAACAGUAUAAUUGAUGAAAAUCGGGACACUUCAUUGUGGAAAAGAUUCAUUGUUCUAAUUGUUGCCAAACAAAUCUUCAAUAUAAUUUAUAUUAUUGUGAAAAAUAACAGAUUGAAUUAAACAUUGUAUUCAUGAGAAAAUCUACUAUUUUCUGGGGAAUUAUGACUAUUACUCUUCAAAUCCAAUGCAAUUGCUCAUUAUGAGGAAAGUGAUAAUCGAACUCACUUUAUAAGACAUUUCAAGAAGGUGAAUUCUCAUUGAAAUAAUACAAUGGAAGGUUCAUUUCAAAUGCAAUGUUAUGGAGCAAAUUGUAUUAAGUGGUAGUAUAUUCAAAGAACAACAUUUUCAAAGUGAUGAAAACCCAUUGGAAUUGCUCUAAAUAAUGUGAAUAACAAGAGGAUAAUCUGGAGCUACAAUACUUGGUUUAAACAUGAAUUAAACUCGACGAGUACAGUCACCACCAAAACCUAACAACAUCUGAAGCCUUGCACCAACAUGACACCGUCUCCCUCCCACCCACUUCCCCCACCCAACCGCCAUGUUGUUUGACCUUGAACCAAACUCGACAAGUACAGUGACCACCGCCUGUGACACAGUGACGGUACAGUCAGCCCUGCUGCUGUGGGUCACCCUGCACGGUGUCCUAUUGGUGCUGAUAGCAUGUGGCAACGUGGUCACCCUCUACGUGCUCUGCUCCAGUCUGCAGCUGAGCCAGCAGCCGGUCAGCAACCGGUUUGUCAUCAGUCUAGCCCUGUCCGACAGCCUAAUAGGUGUCGCGCUGCUUGGUCACAUGGCCUUCGAUCUGGCGCCCGAGUUGGCGGGGAGUCGGGUAGCUUGCUUGCUCAGACUUGUACUAACUCUGUUAGCCUGCAGUGCAUCAGUGAUCAACGUGAUUGCAAUAGCAGUCGACCGCUACUAUGCAAUACUGCAUCCAUUCAAAUACGAGACAGCCAUGACUAAUCGAAGAGCUCAUCUCCUCCUAGCCGCCGGGUGGUUGCUAGCGCUACUCAUCUCCUCCACCCCUCUCUACUGGUCUACCAUCCCUCUCCCCCCACCCCACCUCAUCCUGGCACCGGCCUUCACGCUCAGCUGGGCGGCCAUGUUUGGCAUCUACUGGCGAAUUUGGCGGGAGGCCCUACACCAGGCGUACAAACUAAGGCGUACUAAUGUCAACGAGCUGAGGAGGUCUUGCUUGCAGGUAGUGCUAACAAUCAUGGCUACGUUCACCCUAACCUGGCUGCCUCUGGUGCUAGCCAUCAGCCUCGCUUCGCCCGCCCUCUACCGCAGCACCCUCUGUCUCGCCUGCGCAGGUUCGUCACUCAACCCGUAUGUCUACGCCUGGAACAACGCCCAGUUUCGGCACACCUUCGGCCACAUGCUACGGUGUCGCACCGCCAGCCAAUCGCUGCACCACGAACGGUCAUCCGUCGCGGUGUCACUCUGUGGUGACCGCAAGUCAUCCAUCAUUGAAUCAACCAAAAUGGUGUCAUCCAACCGGAAAUCGUCACUUCUUGAAUCCAAAGUUUCACUCUACAGUAAUCGAAAAUCAUCAGUUGAUUUACCAAACAUAGCGUCACUGAACAUUGAACGUAAAUUAUCUCGUGUUGAGUCCAAAAUGUCGAUCUAUAGUAAUCGAAAAUCAUCCGUUGAUUCACCAAACAUAGCGUCGUUGAACAAUGAAAGUGAAUUAUCUCGUGUCGAGUCAAAUAUGUCGAUCUACAUUAAUCGAAAAUCAUUCGUUGAAUCACAAAACAUUGCGUUGUUGAAAACUGAACGUGAAUUAUGUCAUAUCGACUCCAAUAUGUCGAUCUACAGUAAUCGAAAAUCAUCAGUUGAUUCACCAAGCAUUCCGUCGUUAAACAAUGAACAUAAAUUGUCUAGUGUCGAGUCCAAAAUGUCGAUUUACAGUAAUCGAAAAUCAUCAGUUGAUUCACCAAGCAUUCCGUCUUUAAACAAUGGUCGUGAAUCAUCGCUUCUUGAAUCCAAAGUGCCACUCUACCAUUGUAAUCAAGAAUCAUCCGUGGUUGAAUCACAAAACAUUGCGUUGUUGAACAAUGAACGUAAAUUAUCUAGUGUCGAGUCCAAUAUGUCGAUCUACAGAAAUCGAAAAUCAUCCAUCGUAUAGUGAGGUCAACGUUAUAAUGGCAGUGGAGAAAGAUAGGAGUACAGCGUUGCUAUGGUAAGUUCCACGUUAUAAUAGCAG